AUGAGGCACAUAAGAUUGUCACUGGGUGCCAGAGUAACGUCCUACGCAGACGAUUGGUUGCUUAUCACGGCUUAUCUCCUGGAGUGCACCUUGCUAACAGAGCAAGUGACGGCGCUGUUUCGCCAACUCCAACUCCAGAUUGACAGGGAGAAGUCUUCACUUCAUCCAGUGUCUGACAACGGUCCACAAUUUGCUAGUGCCAGCUUCCGUGCAUUUGCUGCCGAGCUUGGGUUUGCCCAUCGCACGUCAAGUCCCCGCUUCGCCCAAAGCAACGGCGCUGCAGAACGUGCCGUUCAGACAGCCAAGCAGCUCAUCCUCAAGAAUGAUGACUUGCCUUCCGCUCUCUUGGCCUACCGGUCUACGCCAUUGGCCAACGGUUAUUCACCGUCACAGCUGUUGUUCGGCCGCCAAAUCCGCUCCCGGCUACCAGGACCCCUCCCUGCUCCAGCCUGGCCCGAUUUGACCGCCCUUGCCGACAAAGAAACAUCUUCCAGGUCUCGGCAGGCUGAUCGCUACAAUCAACGCCACCAUGCUCGACUGCUGCCUGUUCUCGCCCCUGGUGCUCCUGUGAAUGUCCCCGAUAUGGACAAAACAGGACACGUCCAGAACCGCCUGUCCGAACGCUCUUACACGAUCGACCUCACUCCUGGGUCAUCUGUCCGCCGAAAUCGUCGCCAUGUGCGUGCGUUGCCAUCCACGCCAGCCAAACGCCCUGAUCCCUCCCGCUCACCCUCCUCCAUUGAGCCCAUGUAUGAGGUUGAGUAUGGUGUUACGGCUCCUGUGCAUGUUGCCCUGCAACUACCAGCUAACUCUACUCUGCCACCUCUUCUGCCUGUGCCGCAGUCUCCUAGAGUUGCUAAGCCUCUGCCACCCGGUCGCCGACCACCAUCCAGCCGUGUUCGCCAUGCGCCGCAAUGCUAUGCUGCCAAUACCUGA
Sycon ciliatum is the source of this 936-nucleotide messenger RNA. RefSeq lists its product as uncharacterized. Gene Ontology annotation, molecular function: nucleic acid binding. Gene Ontology annotation, biological process: DNA integration. The record is from RefSeq and is a predicted model, not a curated record. Lineage: Eukaryota; Metazoa; Porifera; Calcarea; Leucosolenida; Sycettidae. Bases 1 to 936 code for a protein of 311 amino acids. The transcript is spliced from 2 exons.